This is a messenger RNA of Hippoglossus stenolepis (Pacific halibut), 2809 nucleotides long. It is a transcript of the gene ubac2, whose product is annotated as UBA domain containing 2. Gene Ontology annotation, molecular function: protein binding; serine-type endopeptidase activity. The record is from RefSeq and is a predicted model, not a curated record. Bases 139 to 1200 code for a protein of 353 amino acids. The transcript has 10 exons. Lineage: Eukaryota; Metazoa; Chordata; Actinopteri; Pleuronectiformes; Pleuronectidae.
UCCCCCCGGCCUCCCUCCCUCCCUCCCCUCGCAACAUGGACCCUCACCCCAACUUCUCUCCGCUGUCCCGCUGUUAGCGUCGCUCAGUCCCGGGUGGUUCGCGGUGUCCGUCUGGGUCCCGUGGCUCCUCCAGACGCCAUGUUCACCACCACCGGCUCCCGGGGCCUGUAUAUGGCUCCGCUGUCUAAAGGCCUCCUGCUGGUUCUCAAUGGGCUGACUGUGAUGCUCACCCUGCUGCCUCACUACCAGGAACUGUUUGCAUACAACAUACAGGCUGUCGUGCAGCAGCACCAGGUGUGGAGGUUGCUGUGUGGCCGGCUCGUCUGUGUCGACCUGAAGGACUCCUUUUGUAGCAGCCUGCUCAUUUACAACUUCAGAAUCUUUGAGAGGAGGUUUGGCACCAGGAAGUUUGCUUCCUUCCUGUUUGGCACGUGGUGUUUGUCUGCGCUGACGGACUUCUUGUUGGUGCAGGCUUUCCAGUUUCUAUUUGACUAUGAAGUCGAAGAACUGUCCACAGGACUGCUUGCUCCAGUCUUCUCUCUGUUUGUGCCUUUCUACCUGUCGAUCCCAAAGAUGCCCGUCACUCAGGUCCUGGGCCACAUUAGCAUCACCAACAAGACUCUGAUCUACAUAGUGGGCUUGCAGCUGUUGACAUCCAGCCCAUUCAUGUGGCUUCUUGCUCUCAGCGGACUGAUCUCAGGCGGGCUGUACUACUCCAAUAUUCUCCAGUUACAAAAUAUCCUCUUCGUGCCUGCUUGGAUGUCUCGUAUUGGACGGUAUAUUUUGGAGCCAGUCUUCUCAACCUCCCAGCCAAUCAGCGAGACGCCUCCUGGGAUGGGGGCCACUCUGGACAUCCAGAGGCAGCAGAGGAUGGACAUGCUCGACCAGCAGCUGCUGCUGGCCCAGUACAAUGAGGCCAGGAGGAGCGUCACACAGCAGCCACAGGGUGGGUUGUUGCAGUGGACCAGGUUGUUUCCCUCCUUGAGACACAGAGGACAGAACAGACCCCCAAUGCAGCCCCAGCCUCAGGCCCAGACACAGCCGUCAACCCAGCAGCCACAGUUGGACAACACGCCUGUCGCAGAGGAGCAGGUUGCACUCUUAGUGGAAAUGGGCUUUUCCAGGACUGAUGCCCUGGAGGCCCUCAGAGCUUCAAACAACGACAUCAACAUGGCAACCAACUUCCUCUUGCAGCACUGAGAGCGAGAACCAGCUCAAUGAGAAAAACAGAGGUGAAGGAGGACGGACUGAGAAAGCAGGAAGAGAAUCAACCAACGCAGAGGAGGACAAAACAGAGCAGAGAGAAAAUGUCGGACAGAAUGAAAGAGAGUGAACAAAGAAGAAAAGGAGAGAUGACAAAAUAUAUUUGUACAGAUCAUCUGCUGUGUCACUGCCUCCCUCAGGCGGUGUUUGGCUGACCCGACCUGAACUGAGCCUGACAGCAGGCCGAUUAAUGAAGAAGUGUGAAGCACAAAGUAGGAGACAUUUAUGUCAUAGCUUUCCGAUGGUCAUCAUUGUGUGAAACAGGCAUCAUUUCUCAAGGCAGAGAAGUUAGACCUCUGGCUCCGAGGGGGGAGCAUCCGUCCUCAGUCCAGUGGAGGAUAUAGAAGUGGGAGAACGGAUGCUGAGGCUAAACUGGAGUUCCACACACUGUCCACACGGAUACAAACUUAUGGCGAUGUGAAAUAGUUUUGUAUAACCCACUGUCAUGUACCGCCGUUAUACUUCCAAAAUGGCUACUGUGUAACCAGCAUCUGAGACGCCGAUAACUGGUCAGAGAGGAAACAUAUGACAGAAGAUCAUAGAUUCACAGGGUGUUUGAGUCAAUGAUCUGAUACAUCUUCCUCAUCAUGUUUUGAAGAAUUUUCAUCUUUCACUGAGACGACAGGAGUGAAAACAGACCCCUGCUAGAACAUUAUAUUCCAUCCCAUUAGGAGGUGCUGAGGUCAUGGUUACAAGUUGAUGAUUUAGGAUUAAAGAAUCCACAGCAACACAGUUGACCAUGGGUUUAUCAUUCAGUUGUUGUUUCUUUACUUUGGCAGUGUUUCAUAGCAGCAGCAGGUCUCAACCCUUUCCUGCUUUUGGACGCAUUAACAAAGCAAGUGAGUUUGACUGACAGCGACUGCAGCAGCCAGGUUUUUUCCAGAGCUCACCGGUUUGGCCCUUUUGACCUUUUAUUCUUCAAGUACACUGUGGCUGACAGACGGGGCUGUUUGGCAGGAUACGGGUUAGAUGGGCUAUCUCAGGGUCUCCCAGGUGACCUCCCCUGUUAACCACAUUCACAUUUACACACAUGGGUGCAGGCGUUCAGGAGCAGGUCACGUUUCACACCCUGGACUUUUUGUUUUUAUCAAUUCAUGCUCUCUUUCCUCUUUCAUGCAUACACACAAACUCACACACUGCUCAAGGUUUUAUUUAUUCUGUCUUAGCCGAGUCUUUUCUCUGCCUGCGCAGAAGAAGAAGACCUGAAACUUGGUCUUAAAUGUCUGAUGAUAUUUAUUAUACAAUAUCAUGAUAAGAGACGUAUAUGGAGACUGUGUGUAUACAUGUGGAAACAUUUUGUGCGAGAGAAGUAAUGCAGCCACUAUGUGUUGAUGUCAAAAAAACAGAUGCUAGUUUUAUAUUUUGUGCAUAAUAAUAUUGAUAAUAUAUGACCACUGAGAUAAUGCUGUCAUCUGUGUGUCGGUAUUUUUGAGAGUGAAAUAAUAGUUUAUGGAUGUGGUGAGGGAGUUGUUGCAUGGACAACUUUCUGAUGAAAUGUAAUGAAUUAUAUUUGGUCUGUGUAAUAAAUCAACUUGAUGACUAAUUA